AUGGCAAGAAGAUGCAGGCUGAAUGACAUGCCUCGGGAGUGUCUAUCUGCCAUUCUGGCCAUCCUCGACGCUCGCUGCUUUGCCAAUGCAUGCAUCAGCUGUAGGGCCUUCCUGGAAGCCUCAAAGCUCAAGGAAAGCCUAAAACCGGCGGUGGAGUGGAAGAGGGCAAAAUAUCAACUAAAACAGAGUGCCAUUAGACUGCUGUCAGCCGGCAGCGACGAGGAGAGGUACGGCAACUCCAGGGCGGUGGAAGGCGAGGUUGCCGCCCUGGAGGACAAAAUCCAGGACCAGUGCUCCGACGUCCGGCUGGGCGUGCGGCACAGCGUCCUGCUGCGCAACAUCGACCGCUACCUCGACGGGCUUCGCUGCCCCAGGGACGUCGCCGAAAACCUGCUGGACGUCGACGGCUAUUAUCCCGUGUAUGAGCGGUGCACCGUCGAGGGCGGCCACUGUCGCUACAGGGGCAUCGUGGACAUCGACGCGACGGGCAUGGCGUCCGUGUCGCUCAACAUCAGCGUGACGCCCGCCAAACGGGGCCAGCGCCGGGCCGCCGCCUGCUACAGGGUCACCGUGGCCUUUGGCCACUCGGAGCGGGACCCGCACGGCCAGUACGGCGGGGGAUACAUGCAACGCCACGGGGGCGCUUUCAGGGCGGACGUGCCCUGCGACGCGCUGGACGGGGCCCCGCGGCCCUUCGCAUUCGUGGAGAGGUCGGAGCGCUGCGUAAUGGACGCGCUGACGCGCAUAAUUGGGGUCGAGGAGCUGGAUUCGACGGUUUUCAUGCGGUGGCUGGCGGCGCUGGUGAGCAGCCAUCCCAAGAGGUGGUGCCCAUUGGAGCCGGAUGAAUCUGAGAAUAGCGUGGUGACGUGGUGCGGAGAAUCGGUGUGA
Messenger RNA from Ostreobium quekettii, 888 nucleotides. Lineage: Eukaryota; Viridiplantae; Chlorophyta; Ulvophyceae; Bryopsidales; Ostreobiaceae. The record is from the annotation of a GenBank genome assembly.